Messenger RNA from Penicillium lagena, 1029 nucleotides. RefSeq lists its product as uncharacterized. The transcript is spliced from 2 exons. The record is from RefSeq and is a predicted model, not a curated record. Lineage: Eukaryota; Fungi; Ascomycota; Eurotiomycetes; Eurotiales; Aspergillaceae. The coding region runs from base 1 to 1029 and encodes 342 amino acids.
AUGGCGCUCAUCGAUCCCCCAUAUCCCCCCUCCUUUCUCAUCGAGUGGCAUUGUUCCGCCACCAAUUACUCCUCCAAGCUCUGUUUGGCCCUCGGGCUCGUCAAGUGUUCAUGUUCCUCCACCUCCGCCUACUUCGAGGCCUUCUAUUCCACCGGCAUCUUCGGGUGCCUCUAUUUCUCCUCCCUCUUCGGGUGCAUCUGUUCCGACUCCAGUUUACCAAAUCCCUCUUUGGGACCGACAAGCGUCCCCAGCGUGGGACCUUCGGGCUCGCAUUCUAUUCCUUCCCCGGGAUCCUCUGGUGCCUCAAUUCCUGGACCUUCUGGGGAGCCUUCGACUGGGACACCCGGAUCUUCCACGGCUCCUGCACCCCCUGGUGUCACUACCACCUCAUCUCUAGCGCCAGUCCCGCCUGUGCCAGAGCCAUCAAGCUCAGAACCACCAGUGCCCAUCCCAGUUCCUAACCCAGGUCCCAAGCCCGGUCCCAAACCUCCUGGACCUAACCCAGAACCCGGGCCUAAGCCUGGUCCUGAGCCUGGUCCUGAGCCUGGUCCUGAGCCUGGUCCUAAGCCUGGUCCUAAGCCUGGCCCGAAGCCCGGCCCUGCUCCUGGUCCUGAGCCUGGUCCUGAGCCUGGUCCUAAGCCCGGCCCUGCUCCUGGUCCCAAGCCUGGGCCUGCUCCUGGCCCGAAGCCCGGCCCCGCUCCCGGUCCCAAGCCUGGACCUGCUCCUGGUCCCAAGCCUGGGCCUGCUCCUGGCCCGAAGCCUGGGCCUGCUCCCGGGCCCAAGCCUGGCCCUGCUCCUGGUCCCAAGCCUGGGCCUGCUCCUGGCCCGAAGCCCGGCCCUGCUCCCGGGCCCAAGCCUGGCCCGAAGCCCGGUCCUGCUCCCGGACCUAAGCCGGGCCCUGAGUCAGGCCCCGAGCCCAAACCGAAACCCUUCCCUGGUGACUCGCCCAGCCCUAAGCCCGAUGAUCCGUGCAAGCCCAAGGUUAAGCGUGAUCGCGAGCCCGGGUGGAUGCCGCCUCAGUUCUGGUAA